AUACUUGAAAGUCCCACUUUAUGAACUAUUUUUUUUCAGAGUUCAUUUUUAGUGACAUAAUCAUUGCCACAAAUUUCCUUUUCCUUCUAAGAAUUUGUCUCUGAAAGUGAUUUUGCAUUCUCAAGUUCGAUUAGGGGGGAGCCUUAAAAACAAUUUUGUGUGCUUAGUAUUGAGGAAGUGUUUAUAAAUUACUCUUUCUCCCUGGUCUAGUCUCAAGUAUAAUAAAAUAUCCAUUUCAAAUAGCUUUCUAAUGUCUUGUUAUAUUUGCCAAGUGAUUUAUAGGACAGAAAAUUAUAGUUUGCGUGUGUAAAGUUCAGAGAUAUUUUAGAGCUUGGAGCAGAGGAGAGGAGAGGUUUUAGGGUUAAAUUCAAGCCAUCAAUCUCCAAUUGUCUAAACACUACACGAAGUGGAGAUUCGAGGCAAUUAUCCGAAUAAUUGGGGGGGGGGGGCACUUUCGCCUGAAUUAUCUAGAUAAAAGAGCGACACAGGAGAAUGUCAGUGGCCCUGAAGGCCCUGCCUCGGAUCUCCACGGUCGCGCGAAUUCGGGCAAUUUUUCUGAAGGUUCUCAGACUCGGGGAUGGGGGAGGAAGGGGACGUUUCUAGAAGAAACUUAAAGGGGGCUCGCGCCGCACGACUGUAGGUGGAGGGCGUGCGCCGCGGGACGCCCCAGCCGAGUCUGAUAAAGCCCCGAAGCCGAUCUAAGGUCAAUAAACCAGGCGGCGUCAGGCUUGGGCCGAGGGCCGGGAGGAGAGGAGAGUGGAGCCCUCUCAGGCUGGCGGCGGAAUGAAAAGGAACCCCGACUGCUGGGGUCCGAGCCCUGGGCCGCUUGCGGGGCGCGCAGCCGGGGAGAGGAGCUGGGCGCGCGGCCUGGGCCCCCCACCUGCCCGACCCCAGGGCAGCCAAGCACCCGCGGCCUUAAAAGUAUCCCGGCGAGCCCUGAGGGGGCCGGGUCCUGGGCGAACAGUCCUAGCCCUGCACUGAGGUUGGAAAAGCGAACGGAAAGUGACAUUUUUACAGGGGCGAGGUUGGGAUCGGGAGGGAGAUGGUGACCCCCGAAUAAUGGAAACGCAGAAGCCUCAGAGACACCAGCAACAGAUAGAGAAGUGUCCCUAAGAGGGGAAAAUGAGGAAGAGGGUAACAGUAUUGUUAACUGGCCAUGAAUUUUAAUCCCUGUUGUGUGUCGCCGAAUAGUUUACAAACUCUUUUUGCACUGGGGUUUUGUUUCUCCCACUCCCCGCAUGAUGAGAAGAAAGAAAGAUUGGGAGAAGUUAAUCAGCUCAAAGUCACAUCGCCGGGGUCUCCUGCCAGGGGGCUUGGACCAGUUGCUAAAGGACUUCCCGCCGGAGAAGGUCUUCCCAAGAGAGAUUCCCACCCAGAGCGCGCAGCCCGCGGGGAAAACAUAACGCGCGCCUGUAAAUGACGCCGCUCCCACCUAGGCCGCUCUGGGGCCGCUUAACGUCCGGAAUGUCCCGACCCCCGGCUCAAUCUUUGGUGCAAAGCCUGAGUGGGCAGGCGGGAGACCAGGCGGUGCCGGUGGAGCGGGCUACUUCAGCAGCGCGAGGCUCGGAAGAUCCCCGCGGACAGGCGCGACAACGGGCCCUGGAGCCGGGGAAUCUCUGCAAGUAACUAACCAGGCCCCUCGGAUUCAUUGCCACUUUCCCGCCCUCGGCCCACGAGGCUGAGGAGCUCCCUCUCAUCGCCUCUCCGUUCCUGGCAAGGCCGAAGCCGGUUUGCUUUGGAUGCAUUUCGAUCAAUCUGGCGCCACAUGGGCCAGGUCACCUCGGACGGGUGUCGCGCCGACGUCCUUCGUGGUCGCACGCUGGUGGGCCAGGAAGCCCAGGCCAUGCCCAGCCGGGUCCGAGCGGCGGUCGGUGGCGUGACCUCUUGCCACGCCUGGCGCUGCUGGGAACGUGUCUCGGGUCGCCCUUUGCGUCAGAGACCCCCCCCUUGGGGAGACCGGAAUCCUCCAGCCGCUGCGCACGGAUACCCUGGGCGGCGAGGAGAGCCCGGCUUCUGCGCACCCCUCUCCAGAUGCGAGGUGCUCACCCGCCCCUCGCCCUGCUCACCCCGACGCCUCGGUCCCCACGCUCUGGGCAGCAAGACACAUAGCGAAGCCCCUGACCCAUUUCUUCUCAGUUGCGACCCCCUGUGUGAGACCCCUAAAGAGGCCAAGGAUCACAAACCUUCGGGGGUUAGUCACAGGCCCUGGCCCGCGCGGGAUCUGGAGGCAGAGAUUUCUCGACGUUUGGGGACUUACAGCUCGUCUGGGAGCGACUGGAUUCCCAGGCCUCCGCACGCUGAGGUUCCGGGGAAGAGCACUGUCUUCACCACUUCUCGACCUGCGCCCCAACCCAUCAAAUUUCCAGCACUCGUCCCCCUAGGUCUCAUAAAAACUCCUGGCAGACCCUUCCGGGAUCACGCGUGGCUCAACUCGGGGGCCGUAGCUACGAUCCCCGCGCAGACGCCGGAAUCCGGGGCCCGGUCCCCGCGCGGGGUGCGGCGCUCGCGGGGGGGUGGAUGGGGUCGGUCCCUCUCGGGAACGGCUGCUGUUGUUUCUUUAGAUACUGAAUAUAAUUUCUCCCUCCUCCACCCCACUCGCUGUUCUUAACAAUUUUAUUUAUUGGUUUACUAUUGUCUUGUGAACGUUUCUUGUCUCCUCCUUGCCUUUUUUCAUCCCCUUUCUCUCUUCAUUUCUCUCUUUUUCCUUAAUUCUGUUGCAAAGUUUCCUUUUCUUGCUUAAUCAAAAUUCUCCCCGCUUACUUUGUUCUUUGCCCACAGCAUUCGUUCUUCUUUUCUCCUUGCCUGCCUGUCUUCUUUCCCGCUGUUCUUGGCCGUGGGCAGACCCGGCUGAUGUAAGGACUGCAGCUUUUCCCUGGCAUACUAUGCGCCUUCAGAUGUGGUCUGCGUCUGCCUGGGUCUCUUCCCACCUCAAUCUGAGAUCCUUGCCCCUCACAAUAAAUUCGUUUUUAUUCAUUCUGA
Messenger RNA from Homo sapiens (human), 2979 nucleotides. RefSeq lists its product as uncharacterized. The record is from RefSeq and is a predicted model, not a curated record. Bases 1766 to 2608 code for a protein of 280 amino acids. NCBI's taxonomy places the organism in Eukaryota, Metazoa, Chordata, Mammalia, Primates, Hominidae. The transcript has 2 exons.